This is a messenger RNA of Plasmodium falciparum 3D7, 1791 nucleotides long. RefSeq names its product putative RNA-binding protein. Gene Ontology annotation, molecular function: RNA binding; nucleic acid binding. The record is from RefSeq and is a predicted model, not a curated record. Lineage: Eukaryota; Apicomplexa; Aconoidasida; Haemosporida; Plasmodiidae.
AUGACCGAUAUACAAAUACAAAAUCAAACUAGUAAUUUUAAUACUAGUAAAAAAGAAUUUGAGAAUAGAUUUGAUGAUAAAGCGUUAAGAAAUUUAUGUGUAAAAAACAUACCCAAAGAGACAAAAGAAAAUGAAUUGUUGGAAAUAUUUCAACCAUUUGGUUUAAUAGAAAGUAUAAAGCUUAAAGUAAAUAAAAAUGUCGGACCGUAUGCUAUAUAUGCUCAUGUUCUUUUUAGUACUCCUGAGGAGGCUAAAAGAUGUCUAAAACAAAUGAACGGGAAAAUUUUAAAUGGAAGAGCUUUAAGAAUAGAUUAUAAAAGGAAAAAGAAUCCAGGAGAUAACCCUGAAAAUAUUAAUUUCAACAACUAUAAUAAUAAUAAGUUCCAUAGGAAAAUAAAUAGAACUAACCAAUUUCAUAAUAAUCGAUAUAAUAAUAAUAAGAGAAAUAUUAGAAAUACAAAUGAUGGUUUAAUGAAUGAUGAUAUGAAUAGUCAAUAUGAUUCGGAAAAUAGUAACCUUAUAGAUUAUGAGCAAAUGAACAAGAGACCUAGGAUUGGAAAUAUGAACGACAUGAAAAGUGGUAAUAUAAAUUCGACCAUUGAGUUAAAUAAAUUAAUAAAAGAUUAUUCUGAGAAAAAAAUGUUAAAUCAGUUACCUAACGACAAUACAACAAAUGAAGCUGAACAAAUUAUACAAACAUUAUUAAAUAAUAUGAUGAAUAAUAAACCAGCAAGGAUAAAAUUAUAUUUAUGUGAUCAUUUAAGAACAUGUGCAAAACAUGUAUUUAAUAGGCCUUCAAUAUAUAUAAGUAAUAAUAACGGAAUGGAAAAUAGUACAAAUCAAAAUAUGUAUCAAAAUAAUAAUAAUAAUAAUAAUAAUAGUAAUGGUGAAUCAUUAUUAUAUAAUUCAUCAGAUAAAAUAAAUAAUAAUGAUAUAUCAUUAAAUAAUCAAGAUAUUUUUUCUCUUCCUCAAGAAAAAAGUAUACAUAAUAAUAAACCUAAUGUAUCAACAAAUAACAAUGAAUAUAUUUGGAAAGGUAUCUUAAGUAUGAAGAAUAAAGAAAAUUUGAAUAUUAUUGGGCAUGCAUUACAAGGAAAUGUAAACAUUUUUUUAAAUGCUCACAUUACAAAUAUUGUAAUAAGUCAUAGGAAAAGGAUGAAAAGUAUACCUCAAAUGGAAGCUAUAUAUUAUUUUGAAAUCGAAAAUAAACAAGAUGAAAAUAUUUUUGAUUCUUAUAAAAAUUAUUUUAAUACGAAAGAUAGAGUUGGAUUAGUAUCAACAAAUGAAAAUUGGCAUUUAUAUAUAAUAUUUCCAGGAAGUCCGAUAUUUAAUCAAUUCUGUAAUAAUAAUAAUUUAGAUAAUAUAUUUAUAGGUAUUGUAUGUUAUAAUCCUCAAAUCGUAGACAAGAGAAGUGCUUUAUCUUUUGCGGGACAAAAUAUGGAUGCAUCAAACAAUUAUAACCAAGGAGAUAUUUCUGGCAAUAAUAAUAUAAUGAAAGGUGGACAGGACCUCUACAAUAAUCCGAACAAUACAUCCUUUCAAAUGAAUUCCUUAAAUUUUAAUGAGAAACAAAACAAUAAUAACAAUAAUAAUUUUAACAUAGGAGAAAUGUCUAAUUUUAAUAACCAAAAUAAAAACCAUGCUAAUUCUGAAUAUGAGCAAAAUAUAAGGGAAGAAAAAAAUUCUACUUAUAAACCAAUGGACGAUAAUACAAAGGAAGAAAAUAAAAGCGACGUUCCAAAUUGGUUAAAUCAAUUUAGUUCGUUAGCAGCAUAUCUUGUCAAAAAGUAG